GCUGUCCCCUGCCCUCUGAUCCUGCAGAGGUAUUGUUACCAGCACAUGAUGAGCCUGGCAAGACAGAGUCCUGGCCACCUGCCCCAGUGAGAGUUCUUUUUGGGAUGAUGCCACAGGGCCAGCUCACAUGUUGGGCAGCCACAGCCACUGCUCUGCCAGCCUCGAGGAUACAGCAGGACCUGCUGCUGGGAGCGGACCUGGCCGCCCUUUAGCCAGAUGGAGCCUGUCCAGCUGGUGGGCCUUGGGCACAAGAGUGACCCAUCCAGAAAUGCGGACAGAAGUGGGGCAGCUGCCCUGUAGAUCCCAUAUGUGCUGGAGCAUGAGAAGGGGCUGGGCCACUGGCCAUCCCUCAGGCCUAUGUCCCCUACAGGUUCUGCGGGGAGUGCCUCCAACCCUGCCUGCAGGUGCCAUCCCCCCUGUGCCCGCUCUGCCGCCUGCCCUUCGACCCCAAGAAGGUAGACAAGGCCACCCACGUGGAAAAGCAACUCUCAUCCUACAAGGCGCCCUGCCGGGGCUGCAACAAGAAGGUGACACUGGCCAAGAUGAGGGUGCACGCCUCUUCCUGUCUGAAGGUCCAGGAGCAGAUGGCCCACUGUCCCAAGUUCAUCCCCGUGGUGCCCACGUCCCAGCCCAUCCCCAGCAACAUCCCCAACAGGUCCACCUUCGCCUGCCCUUACUGCGGCGCCCGCAACCUGGACCAGCCGGAGCUGGUGAAGCACUGCGUGGAGAGCCACCGUGGUGACCCCAACCGUGUGGUGUGCCCCAUCUGCUCGGCGAUGCCCUGGGGCGACCCCAGCUACAAGAGCGCCAACUUCCUGCAGCACCUGCUGCACCGGCACAAAUUCUCCUAUGACACCUUUGUGGACUACAGCAUCGAUGAGGAAGCUGCCUUCCAGGCCGCCCUGGCCCUGUCUCUCUCUGAGAACUGAAGGAGGCCGCCCAGCUGCCAGCCUGAGCCUCGGAGGAUGCACCGUGCACCAGCCGUGUACCAGGCAAGCCUCACCGCACCAGGUGGAGUCUCCACUCGUGCACGAGGAGAGCCACUGCUGGCUGUCCCUCUGCCGUCAGGGCAGGGCCACCUGUGGUCCUGGGUCAUUUGGUGCUUCAGGCUGAUCAGGGGGCUGAGCAGGCGGCCUCACGGGGCAGGUGCUGGCCCAUGGGGACUUAGAGCCGUCAGCCAUCUCCUCAAAGCCAUGAUGUCCUCCUCAUGUGGAGAAGGGACAGUCGGUGCCCCACGCUGCGCCCCGCAGGCCCUGUUGUCGCAAUGAGAGCUGGGGAGAGGAGCCCAGGCCGCCACCCAGCGCCGCCCCCACCCACACCUGGCAGCGCUUCCACCUUGCGCAUUUGGUACUGGCUUUUGUGAUACUUAGGAAUCCUGGCAUUUUCUAUAUUAUCCAGUGUGACGAUCUUUUCACGUUUUUUAGAGCAAAGACAAUGCAGCUACUCUUCAUACUGCAGUAUCUGUGUUUGACUAGGAACAAUAGUAUUUUUAUGAAACAUUUACAGAAUUAUAUUUUUUAAAAAAACAAUCAAAAACAAGCAGUGUGGGACCAAUGCAAGGAGGGAGGGAGAUGGGUGGCGGCCAGAACAGUCAAGCCAAGGUCCCCACCGCUGUCAGCUCUCGUGGUUUGUUGGUUUCUCUUUGAUGCUAUCCAGGAAGAAAUCCCAGCAGCCUGGCCACGUGCUGUGGCUGCUUCCGCAGACGCAGGGUGGCCCUCCUCCCACCAGGGUACUGGCCUCGGCCCACUGUCACCUCCCAGAGCUGACCAUGUCCUGCCUCGGGCAGGAGCGCCCCCCAGUGGUAGCAGAGCUGGGGUCUGGGCAGGGGCCUACUUGGCGGUGGGUUGGGCCAGAAAGCACCUGUCAAAACUCUUCUGUUCAUGGCAUAAAUUAUUGCUGUCUUUUAAAAAAGUUUAAAUAAAAUGUUUCAGAGCAUCUA
Molecule: messenger RNA, 1939 nt
Organism: Galeopterus variegatus (Sunda flying lemur)
Lineage: Eukaryota; Metazoa; Chordata; Mammalia; Dermoptera; Cynocephalidae
Gene: RNF166
Product: ring finger protein 166
Exons: 5
Coding region: 543-929 (128 amino acids)
Biological process (GO): ubiquitin-dependent protein catabolic process; protein polyubiquitination
Molecular function (GO): ubiquitin protein ligase activity
Source: RefSeq, a predicted model, not a curated record